GUGGGCGCCGCGCAUGGCACUGUGGCCUCCGCCAUCCCGCGAUAUGCACAACUACGUGGUUACUUCCAUCAAAACUCAAUUUGCACCGUGUCCCACAUCCGCACGACUACUUACCAUGUAGAAACUAUUCGGAACUCUCCAUGUAUAAUUAAGGAACAUUAUAAAAGUGAUAAUUAUGACAAGCAAUAUUUUAUUUAAAUAUAAUGGGUUCGAGAGAGCGCUCGCUUAGAUCGUCGGUGAUAGCAAGCAUAUCUGAGAGAUGGACAUCCAGAAGCAGCAACUAUGCCCAAGGCUGGUGGAUUAUCUGACCAUCGUCGGCGCCAAGCCUUACACGUCUGGAAAGGGACUUGCACCUGUUCAGGCCCCUGAACUCCUGCGCCGCUACCCGCUGACCAACCAUGAUGACUUUCCGUUGCCGCUGGACAUGGUUUACUUCUGUCAGCCGGAGGGCUGUGUGUCCGUGGGCCCGCGCCGGGCCCCCGGACACCCCGCCUCCAGGGACUGCUCAUCCUUCGUCUUCACACUCACUGACAAGGAUUCCGGUAAGACUCGUUACGGCAUCUGCGUGAACUUCUACCGCGGUGUGGAGCGGGCUCCGGCGGCGGGCGGUCGCGAGCGCGUGCUGCGACGCGAGUCGUGGCGCAAGUCCAUGGAGAAGAGCUCCGACUCCGCCUUCUCCAGUGACUAUAGGAGCAGCAACGUGGCGCCGAGCGACUCGGAGCGCGACUGCAGCGCGACGCUGGCGCCGCGCGUCGCGGCCGCAGACUCCGAGAGCGGCGGCUCGCACUCGCCCAGCCCGCGCGCUGCCAGGAAGCGACAGCGAAUACGGAACCACUCCCUAACAUCGUUGUGCCUCCUGUCCCAUCACCCAUUCUUCUCCACAUUCCGAGAGUGCCUAUUUAUCCUAAAGAAGUUAAUAGAUGCGUGCAACGAGUCUUCCAGUCCACGGCGUGUUGGGGCGUCCAGACAAAUAUUUAGGGAUACAGUAUGGUCGGUAUUGACCGGACAGGCGUAUGACAACACACCUACAAUAGUUCUCCACGACGUGAAAGAGAUAGAAACCUGGAUCCUGCGGCUUUUAUCUGCGCCAGUACCGGUGCCAGGCAAGACAAGGAUAGAACUAGAAGUGCUAUCGCCAACUGCGCACGCGCCGCUUUUGUUCGCGCUGCCCGAUCAUACGCGAUUUGCGCUAGUUGAUUUCCCUCUACAUUUGCCUUUGGAACUUUUGGGCGUGGACACGUGCUUGAAAGUGCUAACUCUGAUCCUGCUGGAAAACAAAGUGGUCGUCCAAUCCAGAGACUACAACGCAUUGUCUAUGUCUGUCAUGGCGCUGGUCGCCAUGUUGUAUCCCUUGGAGUACAUGUUCCCGGCGAUCCCACUGCUGCCAUGUUGUAUGAGCUGCGCCGAACAGCUGUUACUGGCACCCACACCCUUCCUCAUUGGAAUACCAGCAACGUUCCUAACCUAUAAGAAGAAUUUUAGAUUACCUGAUGACAUAUGGCUUGUGGAUUUGGAUGCAACGAAACUUAUUUCUCCAACUGGAAGCGAUCAAGACCUGCCACCGUUGCCCGAACCAGAAGGUUCAGUGCUUAAAAACCACCUGAAACAGGCCAUGCAUCUCAUGGGAUACGCCGGAGCUGGUGCUCUGAACAGUUUGACGAACACGACCGCGGAGCAAGCCUCUGCGCUUCUGAUGCCGUCCAGAAGAGAUAGCGUUGGAGGUGCAACGUUGAAGGUGCAGCCCGCGUCGCUCCGGCCAACGGCGUCGGGCGCGCAGUCGGCGCCGCACAGCAGCCCCGAGAGCCGCCGCGUGUCGCUGAGCGCCAGCGCCGGCCACACGCCGCAGCGGCUGUCGCUGGCCUCGCCGCAAGCGCAGCCCUUCAACGCGCUCAUAUAUGGCAACGAUGUCGACUCUGUCGACGUCGCAACGAGGGUCGCCAUGGUGCGCUUCUUCAACUCUCAAAACAUCUUAGCCAACUUUAUGGAGCACACGCGGACUCUGCGACUGUACCCGAGACCGGUCGUGGCGUUCCAAAUCAACAGUUUUCUGCGUUCGCGUCCUAGAACCACGUCCUUCCUUAAUAAGUUCGCGAGAACUCAGGCUGUAGAGUUCUUAGCGGAAUGGUCGCUGACGCCCUGCAACGUGGCGUUCCUCAGGGUACAAACUGGGGUGUUUGACCCUCGGCAAAUUGGGGACAAACCGAAAUGGUUCGCCGACUCCUUGCAGCCCAUCCGCUUCCCCGUGUGGGACGACGGCAGCUCACUCAACGGCGCGCUGAGACAACUACAGAGGCAGGAGAACCAACCUACCGAUGAGAGCGGGUCAGACUCCGAAGGGGCAGAGAGCACAAGCUCGUCGUACUCAUCCCUCAGUGACUUUGUAUCCGAAAUGGUUUCGUCCGAUUUAUCACCCGGUGGCAACCCACAUCAGCAACACGUGAUUGGUGAAACGUACAGCGCAGUGGUGCAGGUUCCGAUGACUUUGUCUUCUUCUUUGGAUCCAAAAACGGUGUAUUCGCCGCCGUCGUCCCUCAUGUUCGGAGGGUCGGAGGGUCCGGCGCGGCGGUCGCCCUCCCCCUCCCCGACGCCCUCCGCGUCCAGCUCCGACCGCAGCGAGCUGUCGGACGACGAGCCGCCAGCCUUGGCUCGUCCGCACGACCGUGCGCCCCCCGUCAAGAAAAGCGACACGGACAGCGGGAGUUUCGGGCGCGAGUCUGACUCAAACUCGACGACGACGCCGAAAACGAUCGUCAGCCGCAAGCAGCAGGACAGCAGCACCAGUGACUCCGAGCGGGCCCUCACGCCCUCGCACCGGACCACGCACGCCAAGAGCACAAGCAGCGGCGUGUCCCGGCAAGCGUCGCAGACGUCGCUGCUGGAGCAGUUCGCGGCGCAGGCCAAGGAGCUCGUGCGGGAGACCACGCGCCAGAGUAGCCAGGAGGGCUUGCUGGCUCACAUGGACAAGAAAGGAAAAGUGACUGAUGGCGAAGAGAAGAAAAUGUUUGCUCCUUUCGGUCAGUUAACGCUGCAUGCCAAAAAAGCGGCAGAAGAAGCAUCUAAAAGUAUGCAAGAGGCAUCGAAAUCAGCGUUAGAAGCUAGCAAAACAGCGACCGCAGUCAGUAAGAACACCUUUGAAGACCUCACCUACGUCAGCAAGUCUACCUUCGGAGAUCUCACUAAAAGCGCUAAAGAAGUUGCUGCGAAAAAAGGACUUCUAAUCAAGGGUGACAGUCAAGACUCGACGGGUAGCGGCAAUCGACGCGACUCGACGGCACUCCAAACUACUAAUCUACUUGCGACCACGCACCGGGAUUUCUUCUCCAACAUUAGUUCCGAUCUGAAUGGGCUCGCAGCCUCCACUUCUAGCAUGUUCAGUGACUUUUUCGGUUCUAAGGGCAAGCAGACGAAGCCCUCGGAGUCUGUGUCCGGGUCGUCGGCGACGUUUGGUCCGUUCUCGCAGGGCGCGCGCGGGCUGGUGCAGCGCUCGCCGCUCAUCCGCCACGCGCCGCCCGCCGCCCCGCCCGAGCCGCCGCACGCCAGGCCCUCCGCCAACUCCGAGAACCAGGCCUUCCUCAACGAUCUGGUACAGCAUGUCCUGGAGGGCGAAGGCGUAGGUUGGCUGAAGCUGAACCGGUUGAAGAAGCUGAUGGAGGACGAGUCCUACCGCAACAUGGUGCUCAGUAAACUCAACAGGAACUUCAACCGCAAGUCCACGCCCAACGACAAAGUUGAUGACGUGUUCGUAAGCAAGCCGAUAUGGAAGGGCAUGUUGAAGGUGCUUCAGGCCGUAGUGCACGGGCUGGAGCACACGUAUUCCAACUUCGGCCUGGGCGGCAUGGCGUCGGUGUUCCAGCUGGCGGAGAUGGCGCACACGCACUACUGGAGCAAGGAGCUGGCGGCGCUCGAGCCCUGCGUGCUGCCGGGCUCCGCACUCGCAGACUAUAGGCACAAUUUAGACACGCCUUCGUCUACGUCGUCAUCGAGGAAGAGCUCGCAAGCGGAUGUUCCGAUAGUCAACUAUCCCGAUAUGGACUCCGCCGACGUUCAAAGCACUGCAGAAAUGUUUAAAGACAUGCUCAACCAGAAGAGGAACCUUCUCUUCAGUAAACUGACUUCAUUCGACUCGGACGCGGCGCCGUCGUCCGACUGUUCGGCCGACGAGAGCGGCUCGAUCACCACCAACCGAGCCAAUCUCCUUGACCACCGCGCCUCCUUUAAGUCCAACCUCUCUGACACUGACGUCAUGUUCCUCAAUGUGGGUCGCGCCGGCGGGGCGGGGAAGCCGCGCGCGGCGAGCGUGUUCUCUUCAAAGUCCUCUCUCAGCGGGUAUCGGCCGCCGGUCGGCGUGCCUGUCACUUCGCCGCUCACUUCGCCUGAUACCGCCAGGACUUAUCUUUAUCAGGGACUUAUUGGUAAAGAAAGGUCAAACCUUUGGGACCAAAUGCAAUUUUGGGAGGACGCUUUCCUCGACGCCGUGAGUCAAGAGCGGGAUAUGAUAGGCAUGGACCAGGGAGCGAACGAGAUGAUGGAGAGGUACAAGUGUCUCAGUGAGACGGAGAGAAAACGCCUCGAACAUGAAGAGGACAGACUGCUGUCCACCGCUCUAUACAACUUGACUGCGGCGAUGGUUCUGUUCGGAGUUGAAGCGGAUAUCACACGGAACAAAGUGCGGAGGUUGCUCGCUAAGAGUCACAUCGGGCUUGUGUACAGUCAGGAAGUCAAUCACCUACUUGAUGUCGUCCAUACUUUGCAUGGAAACGACAUCGAGCUAAAGCCGCUGGGGUCCCGCUUGCUGCGGCGCGCGACGUUCACCGUGCACGAGGCUGACGCGGCCGGAGAACUGCGCUUCAUGGAGGUUCGCGACGACGGCCUCAUACUACGCUCCACGCAAGGUACAAUUGUGGAACGAUGGUGGUACGAGCGCCUCGUCAACAUGACUUACAGUCCGAAAAUACGAGUUUUGUGUCUUUGGAGGAAAAAUGGUGGCCAGACGCAGUUACAUAAAUAUUAUACUAAAAAGUGUAAAGCCCUGUACUACUGCAUUAAGGAGGCGAUGGAGAAGAGUGGGCGACGGCAGGACGCGGCCGAGCUGGGGGGGGAGUUCCCGGUGCAAGACUGCGCCUCGGGGGAGGGCGGCCUCAUACAGGUGUGCAUGGAAGGCGUCGGUCUUCUGUUCCACCACAGCAAGGAUUUCGAGUUCUUUGUGCGGCUCGAUCAUAUUCGAAAAUGCUUCACACAGAACAGCGGUAUCUUCGUUUUAGAAGAAUUUAAUCCAAAAACCAGACAAAUAAUUCAAAGGAAGUACAAAUCUAUAAUGGCGGAUCAGAUAUGCUAUGCAGUGUUGUGCGUGUUUUCCUACUUCGCGGCGGGACAGGAGCAGAAGAAGGCGAUUCUGGAGCAGGCGGCGCGCGUGCCUCCCUCCCCACAGUGCCCCGCGCCGCCCCCCACGCCCGCGCUCCCCCAUACGGCUACGUCUCGCUUCGACCCCACGCUUGCGCCUCCCGACACUUCUCGAAGACUUUCAGACAGCGAUGCCGAGCCUAAACCCAAGACUAGCCCAUUGGCAGAGCGACGUUCGCCAGUGAGCCGUGCGGGGGAGGCGCGAGCCAGCUUCGCAGGGGGCGAGAACGCUACUUUGGGGGAUGGUCAGAGAAGAAUUCUCGUUGACAGCCACAGUAGGAGUGCGCCGGAAAGCAACAGAAACGUGACGGAUAGUCGCAGAACUGUGAAGGAUCAAAGUAGAACCGUGGUAGAAAGCGUGGCUGACCGGCAAAGACGGGUGGCCGACGGCGCCCCCCUCGAACGACACGGUAGUUUGUCCGCUAAGCCUGACGACGUUGGCGCACCGCAGCAGCCGGCGGGCCUGUCGCGUUCGGGCAGCGCGCCCCCGCGGCGCCCCCCGCCCCCGUCGCCCGCGCGCGCGCCCCCGCUGUCGCGUGCGCAGUCGCAGGCCGCGCCGCCGCGCCCCGCUGACCCGCCCUGCAUCCCGCCGCGUACGAGCGGCGGGCGGGGCCCGGGACCGCCGCCCGCGCUGCCGCCGCGCCAGAUGUCCGCCGCCGCCGACCUCGCCACCGCGAACAGAACAAAUGCAGCGACGGCAGUGAGUGCUGCGAGCGCGCGGCGUGUGAGCGGCGCUGGGCUGGCGGCGGGUGGGGUAGCGGCGGUCGGGGGAGGGGUGGGGGCGCCCUUCGCCUCCACCAACCCGUUCACCUCCCCACGACACGCGGAGUUCGUCAUACCACAGAGGAACAACUCGCGACGGUCGUCUACCACGGACCGAAACUGAAUUCUGUUUUGUUAAUGACCGACCACUGACAUAAACAAUUAUAUUUAGAAUCUGAUAAUGAAACGAUUUCACUAAAAAUAUCUACAAUAUCAAAGUAAACUAUAUUUGGUGGUUUGUUUAUGUCUUUGAUCGUCGCUAAAAACAGAAAGAAAUCUAGAUAUCGCUUUAGUCCCUGUAUUUUGUACUCCUUAUAGGAAAUUGUGAUAAAAUUAUUUUUAUGGCCGAAGUUAGAAACCAAAUAAAUUAAUAAAGUUAAAUGGCCCGCGCUGUACCUGCACCCUUAGGUUUGUUAGUGUUGGCGGAACAAACAACACAGAAUACCUACUUACGACAAUCGUUUAAACCAAUUUGUAUAGAUGUUUUUAUUCUGUGAUCGUAAUUGUAGCUGCCUAUCCUGCUGUAAGUAUUAAAUUACCCUUUCACUGAUUAAAUGUAUCAAAAAAUGUUUAUAUCUUAUAUAAAUAAAAAUAUCAUGGGUUUAUCAAAUUCAUGUAUAGACAUAUUUUUUAUUUUGUAUACAGGCUAUUUGCUAAAUAAUAUCAAAUAAGUCUGUCGAUCUAAAUAUCGAUGCUAUUAUAAUUUAAACUUGUUUCAAUGAAGAUUCAAUACAGAAACUACUUAACCUACGUAACAUAACUACCUAACAUACGAACUUAUUUAUCGAAUUGCCAUUGGAAUAGAUAUGUUCUUCACAAUAGUAUAUUUCUUGAUUUUUCAUAACAGAAAAAAAAAAUUAAAGAUAGUACACUAUUUCUAAAUAAUAAAAUUUGCUCUCUAUAUUUAUAUAUAAAAUCUUUAUGAAUUGUAUGUAUCCAUAACACGUUCAAAGUAAUAUUUUUACGCCUUUGUGGUCACGACGAAUAUAUUGUUUAAUAACUUUUUGCUUUAUAAUUCAAUUAUUUAUAGUUCCCUGCAAUUGUGAUACCUAUAGAAGCAAAUAAUGUAUAAUAAUUAUAUACCUAUACAAAUUUGCGAUUUGAUGUUAUAGAUUAUUCAUAAAUGGUAUAAUUUCACAAUAAAUACUACUACUUUACUGUCUCUUAAAACGGCUAGAAGCUACAAACGCGUUCAAAUUUCGUUCAAUAAAGUGUCAGGGUGUAAUGAAUAGUUCUAAAGAGUUAUUUUAUGGCAACAAUAAAAAAUAUAAUCAUAGUUACA
This is a messenger RNA of Plodia interpunctella (Indianmeal moth), 7444 nucleotides long. RefSeq names its product Rab3 GDP-GTP exchange factor (gene Rab3-GEF). Gene Ontology annotation, cellular component: cytosol. The coding region runs from base 260 to 6286 and encodes 2008 amino acids. NCBI's taxonomy places the organism in Eukaryota, Metazoa, Arthropoda, Insecta, Lepidoptera, Pyralidae. The record is from RefSeq and is a predicted model, not a curated record. The transcript is spliced from 41 exons. Gene Ontology annotation, biological process: regulation of Rab protein signal transduction; regulation of apoptotic process. Gene Ontology annotation, molecular function: guanyl-nucleotide exchange factor activity.